CUCGCUGCUGCGCUGCUCGGGCACUUAAACAGGAGCCCCUCCACCACUGGCGUCGUCCUUGUGCUCUGUAAUUGCAGCUCGAGCCCUUUCAGAACGAAGACACCAAGCUGACAAGCUAGGUAGAAAGAACUCCUCUUGGAUCGAUGUCCAUGGACGGCAAGACCCCUGAUCUGCUGCCUCUGAGCGCGGCCAAGAAGAAGGUCCUCGAUGAUGUCCACGUCGCACUGGCCUGCGUAUAUGCGCUCCACAACGCCCUCGCCAUCGUCUUCAGCACAGCAGUCGGCUACAUAGCCGUCGACUACUUCGACGUGUCGUGCAGCCAGCUCUCCUCCAUUCUGCCGUGCGUUGAGCUGACGGACGCGGAGUCCGCCUGGUUAGCCGCCCUCUCGAUCGGGAUUCUGUGCUGUGCCCCAACCCAGGCGGCCGCGGCGGCGCUGGCGCUGCUGCUCCCAUGCCGCCGUCGCCGGGCCCGCCGCGCCCUCGCCUACCUCGCGCUCGCCGUCACCUUCCUCUUCCAUUGCAUGUACGCCGGCGCCGUCUGGAUCUUCCUCGCCGCCGACCCAGGAUACAUCUUCGGCAAGAUCUUUUUUACCGUGGUCAUCUGCCUCAUCCUGGUGUGCGACCUGACCUGCCUGUCUGACCUCCUUCGAGGUGAUGGGUGGGGCAAGCAGUAGUGCACUAGUAGGUACGCAACCUACUAGCUAGUUCAGCUAGCAGCAAGCUGCAAGGGCUCAUGUUCGUGGAUCAGCUCGUGAGGUACUGAUAUUACUGAUGAGAGCGUAGUUCUAGGAGUAAUCUAGAGUAUGCAUUAAUUCUGCUGUGACGGUUGAUGGAUCAUGUUCGUGGAUCAGCUCACCACGUCUGAUGAGAGCGUGGAGUAUGCAUUAGUUCUGCUGUGACGAUUCAUGGAGUAGUGCCGUAUUUGCGAAUCUAGUAGCUGGUGUAGUGUUAAUAUCUAGAUCGAGUCCAUUUGGUCAAUGCUUUGCUGGCUAUAUAAUUAGACUGGAUAGAUUGUGGCUAUGUUUGAUGUAUUCGACCUUAAUUUUCUCUAUAUGUGAUCGUCAGACAUGAGUUAUAUGCUUAUUUGGCACCAGUUUCGGUA
This is a messenger RNA of Aegilops tauschii subsp. strangulata, 1102 nucleotides long. RefSeq lists its product as uncharacterized. The record is from RefSeq and is a predicted model, not a curated record. NCBI's taxonomy places the organism in Eukaryota, Viridiplantae, Streptophyta, Magnoliopsida, Poales, Poaceae.